Messenger RNA from Apus apus (common swift), 2693 nucleotides. RefSeq names its product LETM1 domain containing 1 (gene LETMD1). Gene Ontology annotation, cellular component: mitochondrial inner membrane. The record is from RefSeq and is a predicted model, not a curated record. Gene Ontology annotation, biological process: intracellular monoatomic cation homeostasis. Lineage: Eukaryota; Metazoa; Chordata; Aves; Apodiformes; Apodidae. The transcript is spliced from 8 exons. The coding region runs from base 349 to 1485 and encodes 378 amino acids. Gene Ontology annotation, molecular function: ribosome binding.
CCCCCCGCCCCUAGUGCCGCCCAGAGCCCCCCGGGGCACUUCCUAGUGCUCCCCCGAUCCUCCCGGUGCUACCCUGAGACCCCCCCCAAGCUCUCGGGGAACCCCCAAGACUCCCGGGCCCUGCUCCUGACCCCCACCCCACCCAGCAUCAGCCCCCCCCGGCACGCUGGGAGCAACGCACCCGCCCUCUGCCCCCCACUUGUGGAGGGGGCGUCCUGAUCUCACCACCUUCCUGGGGACUUGGGGGGUCCCUACGGUGUCGAAAGGGUUCCCGUGGUGGUGGUUGUGGGGCCUCAACCCCUCCCUGGUGACUUAGGGAGGGGUCCCUAUGGAGUAGGGGGGGUUCCCAUGGUGGUGGGGUCCUCAUGCCCUCUCAGGGCACUUGGGGGGGGGGUCCCCAUCUCCCUAUCCCCUCCAGGGCGGUCCCACAGCUCAGCCUCACCUCUCACUCCAAUCUGUCCCCCUGCUUUCCCUGGAGCUUUUCCCCCAGGACUAACGUGGAGGGGGGAGGGGGGGUCCUGCAGGGUCCCCGUUUGCUACCGCUCGGGCCGGGCCGGGCCCAGGGCCCUCCUGGCUGCUUUGGCCUCCAGAGCCAAGACCUUUCCCAGGACCUACGAGAGGUUCCUGCAGGGGAGCUGCCCUCGCCUCUACCUGCUGCACACUACCUUCAGCAGAGGAAUCCAAGCACUGCUUCUGGAAGUCCAAGAAAUCAGAAAAAUCCGAUGGAAAAUGUCCCAGCAGAGCCUGAGGGUGCAGCAGCUCCCGUACCGGGACAUGGAGCGGCUGCGGCAGUUCCGCCGGGACGUGCUCAAGGCUCUUCCCAUCGGGGUUCUGGCCAUCCCGCCCUUCGCCAACUUCCUGGUCAUCGUCCUGAUGUAUUUCUUCCCACGCCAGCUCCUGAUCCGCUACUUCUGGACCCCUGCCCAGCAGGUGGAAUUCCUGGAGACCUACGACUCCAUCCGGAGAGAUUCCUACCUGGAUGUGGUGCAGAGUUUAGCACUGGCAGCUCGUUCCCUUCCGGAGCGGCGGCUGGGACAGCGCCUGCAGGAGCUCUGCGCCGAGGUGCUGAGAGGUUCUCAGCCGUGCGUGGCCGAGCUCUGCGCCCUCCGGAGUUUGUUUUCGGGAUCUCCGCUGGCUCUGAACAAGCUCCAGGUGUCCCACGUGCGAGCCCUGAGCCGGGUCCUGUUCCUCACCACGCACCUCCCGGCGUUUCUCCUGCGGCGGCGCCUGCGGAGCCACGUCCUGGAGAUCGGGCACCUGGACCGGGCGCUGCUGCGGCUCGGGCUGGGCCAGCUCUCCGAGGAGGAGCUGCGGGCGGCUUGUUACCUCCGUGGCCUGAACUCCACUCACCUGGGCCCGGCCGAGUGCCGAGUGUGGCUGCAGCAGUGGCUGGGGCUGUCCUGCAAGCUCCAAGCCUCCGAAGCCUCCCUGCUGGCCAACAGCCUGGUCCUGCUGUCCCUCAACUACCUCCGGGCCAAGGAGUGAGGGGCCCGGGGCCUUUCCCAGCCUUUCCACGCCAGGAAAUUUCAGCUUAGAGUGGAUAAGAAUCGGGGAGAGGCGACCCCCCCCUCCUGCUCCGGAGGUUUGUGCCGGAGGCGGCUCUUCCCUCCCCGGGGGGGUCUGUGGGGCUGAGCCUCCAACCCGGGAGAGACGGCUUCACUCUUCCAGCUCUUCCACAUGGACGACAGGACCAGGGAAAGGAUUUCCCCACCUCCUGCCGAUACUUCCCGGAGGCUUGUGCUGCUCUCCGGCCUCUCCCGGGGGGUUUAACUUCGUUUCUUUAGCCCCCAAUCCCGAGCAGCCUAAAGCCAAACCUCUCCUGAGGGGGUGGAAAAGCCCCCGAGUUCCCCCGUGGCCUCAGGGGGGUGGAAUUCCCGAGCUGUGGCUGCCACUGGAGCAUCCCGGGCCAUCGGGCUGGGAAUGUGUGUGCCAACAAGGCUGAGCACCCCAUCCCCCCCACACCUCCAGAGCUGCUCCAGCCCUUGGGUCACCUCCUUGGCCUCCUCUGGCCACUUCAAAUUGCUGUUAAUUACUCUCUAUUUAAAUAACAAUGCUUUAAUUACAGGCAGGUGCCCAGCAGGUGGCACGAGCUCCUUGUCCUGCUCCUUCCAGCUUCCAAACCCUCAAACCUUCACGUCAGUCCGACUUUCUCCUGCUGACACCAGGAAAGGACCCUUGAGUGGGAGGGUGGGGAGACGCUGGGAGAGUGAAGCUGUGGCUGCCCCAUCCCUGGCAGUGCUGAAGGGCAGGUUGGAUGGGGCUCAGAGCAGCCUGGGCUGGUGGGAGGUGUCCCUGCCCAUGCAGGAGGUUGGAUCUAGAAGAUCUUUAAGGUCCCUCCAACCCAAAGCAGUCUGGGAUUCCAUGUUGGAAAGGGAGAACUGGGAAUUCCUUUUUUUAAGCACUUUCAGGGUGUAAAGGAGGGGUUGGAAUCACCCACCCAAGCCCAGCUCCUGCCUUGGAGAAGAAAACCCUUCCCCACCCCCCUGCAGUCCCAGUUUUCCCAGGAAUUCCAGGCCUCACCAGGAGGAAUUCCCUGAGAUGGGUUUAACCCCCUGGAAGACACAACUAGUUGUGCAGGUUGGAGCAUUUCUUGGAGUUUGAUGCUUCCAUAUUCCCUUCCAAUGGAGCAGCAGCACCAGGGGAGGGACAGAAAAAGUCGGGAAGAAAUAAAUGUGUCUGUGUUUGGAGAACAA